This is a messenger RNA of Leptomonas pyrrhocoris, 2026 nucleotides long. Its product is annotated as DNAJ-domain transmembrane-like protein. Lineage: Eukaryota; Euglenozoa; Kinetoplastea; Trypanosomatida; Trypanosomatidae. The record is from RefSeq and is a predicted model, not a curated record. The coding region runs from base 590 to 2026 and encodes 478 amino acids. The transcript has a single exon.
GGAGAAAAGAGCAGAGAAAGAAUCCAGGUGUGAGACACCGAAGCAAAAACAAACGGCAAAAGCUACUGCGGCUUUUUUCUCUUCUUUUAUUUCUUUUACCACACACACACACACCUUUGGACGUUCCGCUCUUGUUCUGUUUCGAUUGUUUUCUUCCCCCCCCCCCCUCGGAGGACGCCCGGUGAGACCCUUCGAUUCUAAACGGCAAAUCAGAACACGAACAGCCAACGGACUUAUUACCUCUGAGAGCGCAUUCCCUUCUUAAAUAGAUUUAUCAAUAUCUCUAUUCGUACUUGGCGUGGACUCGAGGCAUCCCACUCGUGUCAGAUUUGCAAUAGAGGGCUUUUCUUUCAUGGUACCGCUUUGCGUCGUCCGCGAGCGCAGCUGCAGGAGAGUUCAGUCGUGGCGACGUUACACAAUAUAUGCCGUUACCUCAGACACGAUUAUCGCCCGCCUUCUCCCGUACUAAAAGAAAAGAAAAGAAUUUCUUCCUCACGUGAGUUUACCUCAGACGUUCGCAAACCUCGUGGCAACAACGAAGGAGCGCAGCUGCUACGCAAGUUUUAGUUCAACCGGAGAAAAGUCGAAAAUGACUGCUCUUUCCGUGGGACUCCGUGCGCUCUGCCACCCACGCGUGCCGCAUGUCGUGGUGCAUCGCAGCGCCGCCACCACCACCUGCGCACCUCCACCGCUGAAGACACUCUACUCCUGUCGAUCCUACAGCGCCGCUGAGCAGGCGUCGUCGGCACUGUCGCCGCUCCCGCAAAAGGCGGUGCGGGCGGUGGCGCUGCGUGCACGUCCCUCUGCGACGCAGCUGGUGGCGGCCCUGCCCUCUACGCUGAUGACGCAGGUGGUUCUUUGGCGUUCAGCGCGCACUGCCUGCGCCUCCGCCGCGGCUGGUCUCUGCGCCUCCGUGGAAGGCACCGGCACUGCUGCCACAGUUCCUGCUGUCUUUGUAGAGCGACAACGCAGGCGGUGGAUGCAGUGCCGGUCCCGCCGGUCACGGAGAUCGCUGGGGAAGGUCGGUGCGUACUCGCCUUCAGCUGCCACCCCGCCACCCGCGUGCGUCACCGCGCUCAUCGCAGGCAGUCUGCGCCGCGUGCUUUUCGCGACCGAUGGCGCUGUGGAGUGCGUUCUUUCCCGCCUUCCCGCCGCGGCGUCGUUGGGCCUCUCCGCUCCUCUCGGGGCGGCCGCCGCAGCCGGGGCCCCCACCUUGGGCUCCCUGCGCAUCUCGAGACGCUACUACGGCUCCCUCACGGCCGGCGCGCGGCCCGAACUCCCCGCCGGCGCAGAGGCGCGCGCGCAGCCGCGAUCCCCCCCUGCCGAGGAGGGCGUCGAUGGCGUGUGUGCCCCGCCCGCCUUUGCGGAGGUCUACGCCGCUUUUUGCGCACUCCGCCUCGUCGACGCGGAUGGGCGGGCAGUGCGGGCGUGGACCGUGGCGGAUAUUAAACGUGCCUACCGCGCGCUGGCGAAGGAGAUGCACCCCGACGUGGUCGGCGACAGCGGCACGGGCAUGGAGAACGUCAACGGUGCCUACGCCUGCCUGACCUCGCUCACGGCGGAGGUGGCGGACAACUACCGAGCGUGGCUCGACAACGGAGGCGAGGCGGAGAUGCGCGAUCGAGGUGCAGCGGCGCUGCGCUGGGUAUCGAGGGACGUCGUGGAGCUCAUGAUGGUGGGCUGGUGCGCCACGUUUUCAGGCUUGGCUGCCUACGCAAGCUGGUGGAUGCUCUGCGGCCCGGCGGCGACCGUCUCCGGUUCGACGGCGGGUGUUGGUGGGGUGGGUGGCAAACUCACUCUCCCGCGCGCCGGUGCUGCCUUGUCCAUGGCCCCUGGUGUGUGGUACGGCGUCGUGAGCAGCGGCGGCUCCUUCUUCAUGUCUCCCGGGUUGUCGCGGCAAGGCGUUCAGCUCGUGCGAGCGGCCAUGUCGCGUUACGCGCUGGCCGUCGCGCUGACGGUGGCGGCGUGCGCGAACACGGUGAUGCUGCAGCGCGUGCUGGCGCGCCUCCUCACCGGCACCACGUAG